Messenger RNA from Melampsora larici-populina 98AG31, 1566 nucleotides. RefSeq lists its product as uncharacterized. The transcript is spliced from 2 exons. Bases 308 to 1063 code for a protein of 251 amino acids. NCBI's taxonomy places the organism in Eukaryota, Fungi, Basidiomycota, Pucciniomycetes, Pucciniales, Melampsoraceae. The record is from RefSeq and is a predicted model, not a curated record.
AACUAUCUCUCUUUCUUCCUCUUCCGUCAUUCUCACUCAACUUCACAAUUCAAACAACUCACAAACCUAAGCGUCUGGAUCUUGAUCCUUCAUCAACGUAUUCCAUUUCUCCCAAAUUGCUUCGCUUAUUUUCAAAUCACCUCAUUGCCAUUGACAUUCGUUGCACAAUCACUAAUUCAACCACUGAACACCACAGGUCCAUCCUUCCAAGAUUACCUUUUAUUAUUGUUCUCGACUUCCAACUACGUUACUUGCUUUACUCUGAACAUCCGAUAUCUUGUUCUAGGACCUCUCCAUUAAAUUGAAAAUGUUUGUAAACACGGAUUCGAGUGACCUUUCUAGCGUGUCAUCUUUGAGUUCUCUAUCCUCGUCAUCAAUCGACUCCGAUUACUUCGACGUCCCCACACCUCCACUAUCACCAUCCCGUCAAGCUCAUCGUAUUCCACCGAUAUCAAUGACUGCCGAUCCCGUCAAAUUCACAUUGGACAUGAGCUUCAAUAGACAUGGGUCCAACACCAACCUGGAGAAACGCUUUGCUUGUUCUAUCGAUCCUCUUGCUCCGCCUACUUCUUCUCAAAGCAGAUCGGAUACUUCAAGCAUUGGGGAGAAUGCUGGCGAGGAAGAAUGGAAAGCGUUGUAUUCGAAAUGGAACUUCCCUGUCCGAACCGACAGUCCACGAGGUCUCACUUGGGGACCUUACCAUACCACGCCGGAUAUGACUCCAUCAACUUCUACUGCCUCUCUCCCAUCGAGUGGAAUCAAACGAUUACGCACCUCGAGUAAUGCGGAAAACAAAUCAAUGGUGACUGAGCCGAAGCGACAACGAUUGGUUCCUAUACUUCGUCUUCCUCGCAAUCCCUUGAUUGUAAGGCUUGUCAUGGGCACAUCGAAAUCAACCUCUCAAAUGAACUCAACAGAAACUGUGGCACUCCGUCAAACACCAACAUCAAUGACCUUUGUAGAAACCUUGACGGAAGUGUUGGUUUCUCUCCCUACAUCCAAACCUUCUGUAAGACCAAGGAUCACACUCAGCAGGUCGAGCAAAUUGAAGUACGGCGUAUAGAGUACAAUCGAUGAUCUCUUACCGUGAUAAUUCUGCUUAACGAACACAAUUCAAAUACUGCUUUUGUUGAUACUUGACUCUCCUAUCUAAUUAAUACAACCAGAAAAAUAAUUCAUCUUCGUUUUUCUUGUGUUUGAAUUUAAUCCACACUUCUACUCACAUCUUUUUGUUUGAUCUUAACGCAUCCCCCUUGAUUAAAUAUUUUCGAAAAAUACUUACCACUUUAAUAUCAUGUCACUUUCUUGGAUCUUAAUGACAAUCAAAUGCCCUGCCCUUUUCAAAGAUUUAUUUUCUCCUUCGAUCUUUCUUUGUACUUCUUGUAGCAAAACCUCAGCAAUUUUCUACCUGUGUAAUAUAGGUUCCUGUACUUUUUCAUGAUCUACCUGGUACAUUCUACGUAUACACAAACUUGACAGUCGACUCUCGAGUCUCAGCCCAUAAGAGUUUUGCUUCAAAUCUGUUGAGAAAAUCAAUCACACUUCAUAUAAAGUUUUCAGAUCGUC